UUAGAAGGUGCAACGCUUUUAGUGAUUGAGUGAUAAGCGAACAUCACUCUUCAGUUGUCUCAUUCGUUCCGGGACGGAGGUAGCAAUACAUUCCAUUUUCGUUGACUCAAAUCCUAAACCUCCAACAUGUACUCCAUUGCAAAAAUCAUUGCCCCUGCUGCCAGGACUGCUCUGGUCAACGGAUCCAGAACAGCCUACAUGAGGCCCCUCAGCAGCAUCGUCUCACAGAGCAGCCAGUUGAGCCAACCACAGACACAGUCUGCCCCCUCCUCCACCGCUGUUAGUCUGUUACCCCUUGUACGAAAUUUCCAAACAUCCGCCGUCUCCCGGGACAUUGACUCGGCUGCCAAGUUCAUCGGUGCUGGAGCCGCAACAGUAGGAGUCGCUGGCUCAGGAGCUGGUAUCGGGACAGUUUUUGGCUCCCUGAUUAUCGGCUACGCCAGAAACCCAUCUCUCAAACAACAACUGUUCUCUUACGCCAUCUUGGGUUUCGCCCUUUCUGAGGCCAUGGGUCUUUUCUGUCUUAUGAUGGCCUUUUUGCUACUGUUCGCAUUCUAAAUCACUGCAUUUUAGUUAUCACUGCCCGGCAGAUUCGAUCCUACCCUUGGAAUAAACCCUAGGUUGACCGUAACCGUCUUUAGGUUUAGGGGUCACCUGAUACGUUGCUACGGACUUCUUGGUAGAAUGCUUGUGUUCCUCGAGGGAGUACAUAAUAUACUACAUAAUAUUGUUGAUUUCGAAAUUAUUUAAAGCCCUCAGGGAGACAAGUUUCAGGUUUAUUCCAUCGUAUAGGUUCGUGCGUAGAGAUUCAAUCCACCCGAAUCUGGAGUUUUAUCCAGUAUUCUGGAAGGUACGGAAAUUCAUUAAUCGGUUCUACACUAAAUUUUUUUGUAAAAAAAUAUGUUAAACUAUUGUUUGUUGUAUUAUAAUUUUUCUGCAUAGCGAUAAGCGACUUGAGAUUACCGACCUAAGCUAUCAUUGUUGUAUUGUUAUUUUUAAAAUAUACCAUUGUGGAAACAAUCGGA
Messenger RNA from Macrosteles quadrilineatus (aster leafhopper), 1025 nucleotides. It is a transcript of the gene ATPsynC, whose product is annotated as ATP synthase lipid-binding protein, mitochondrial. The coding region runs from base 127 to 558 and encodes 143 amino acids. Gene Ontology annotation, molecular function: proton transmembrane transporter activity. NCBI's taxonomy places the organism in Eukaryota, Metazoa, Arthropoda, Insecta, Hemiptera, Cicadellidae. The transcript is spliced from 5 exons. Gene Ontology annotation, biological process: proton transmembrane transport; proton motive force-driven ATP synthesis. The record is from RefSeq and is a predicted model, not a curated record.